AUGUUCUCCAGAUUUAACACCGGUCAGAAACUGUUAGUUUCGGUAUUAAUUCUUUCAUUAAUUGCUUUCCUAACUCAUACUGACCAUUUUAUGACAAGUCUAGAAGAGUUGGAGACUAGCCCAGAGUGUCAGUGUGUAUCCAAGAGAACUGGAAAAUCGCACAAUUUCUGUUAUCCGGAGCCUAGGAAUCCCGGUUGGUAUGGGAAGAAAUUUAACUGCUCAUUUGUAGAAACGUUAGAAGAUUUGAAUCUUCUGGAUGAUCUUCCUGGUAACGCUAUUACUCUCAAGGAAGCAAUUUCCAACAAGGAUGCCUUGGUUUUCGUUUCUGCAACUUCAGAGGAUCAUUUCGGAAUCAGCAUGAGAUCUUAUCAAGCUGUUCGAAAAUAUUAUCCCAACCACAAAUAUGUGCUUUUUGGUCUGAAUAUCAGCGAAGAAUCGAUUGGCAAGCUUCCAAAGUCGGAUCUUAAUUUUGAGUUUCGAGAAUUCGACACGAGUCCUUAUCCGGAAUAUGUGACGAAUUUUAAAAGGUAUCAUUUCAAAGGAUUGGUUAUGGCAGAAGCAAUGAGAGACUAUCCGGUUCUAUGGUGGAUCGAUGCUCAUAUUGAAAUGAUCGAGCCAAAUGUGAUUGAGAAUUUGUUUGAGGAAAUUUCGAAUAAUCGAAUGUCAAAAAGAUAUUCAGAGUUGAUAUCGUUCGUCUUUAGUAGACACAACAAUUAUGCUGUAUUACAUUUAGAGCUCCUUCACUAUUUCCCAUUUCAUUCUUUUGAUCUUCUUAAAAGCGAAAUGCAACUUGGAUCGGGUAUCAUAUUUGUACCCCGAACAAAGUACAAUAAGAAAAUUGUAAAAUGGUGGGUGUUAUGUUCUCUGACUGAUGAAUGUAUAAACCCUCCCGGGUCCAAACAAGCAUGCGAAUUUGAUGCAAAGCAUUGGGGCAACUAUGGAAACUGUUUUAGAUACGACCAAUCUGUGCUCAACAUUUUACUAUUGAACGACUUCCUAGACCAUCAAAAGUAUUAUAUGAAGAAAUUGGAGCCAUCGUUCAGUAGGAUGGAUUGA
Caenorhabditis briggsae is the source of this 1056-nucleotide messenger RNA. NCBI's taxonomy places the organism in Eukaryota, Metazoa, Nematoda, Chromadorea, Rhabditida, Rhabditidae. Bases 1 to 1056 code for a protein of 351 amino acids. The record is from RefSeq and is a predicted model, not a curated record. The transcript has 6 exons.